AUGGGCAACUGUUGCUCUCAGAGCAACGACACCGAUGCCCCGGCCGAAUCGGCCGAGGUUGCCAAGGGAGGAUCAACAAACAACAACUCCCAAGGCAGCAAUAAUAACACCGGAGGAGGGGGAGGAGAAGGCGGUGGCGGUGCCAGCAACCACCAGAGUUCGGGGAAAUCAUCCCCGGCCCCUAAUCCUCCUCCGUCCAAAGCCGCGAAACCCGGCCCAAUGGGUCCCGUGCUCCAGCGUCCCAUGGAAGACGUGAAAGCCACGUACACCAUAGGAAAGGAGCUAGGAAGAGGACAAUUCGGAGUCACGCAUUUGUGUACGCAUAAGGCCACCGGACAACAAUACGCGUGCAAGACGAUCGGGAAGAGGAAGCUCGCGAACAAAGAAGAUAUCGAGGACGUGAGGAGGGAGGUUCAGAUAAUGCAUCAUUUGGCGGGACAACCGAACGUGGUGGAGCUGAAAGGAGCGUAUGAGGAUAAACAUUCGGUGCAUCUGGUGAUGGAGCUGUGCGCCGGCGGCGAACUGUUCGAUCGGAUCAUCGAGAAGGGUCAUUACACGGAGCGAGCGGCGGCGUCGUUGAUGAGGACGAUAGUGCAGAUCGUUCAUACUUGUCACUCCAUGGGCGUGAUUCAUAGAGAUCUCAAACCUGAGAACUUCUUGCUCUUGAAUAAGAAGGAGGAUUCGCCUCUCAAGGCCACCGAUUUCGGUUUAUCCGUUUUCUACAAAGAAGGGGAGACAUUUAAAGAUAUUGUUGGGAGUGCAUAUUAUAUAGCUCCAGAGGUAUUGAAGAGGAGAUAUGGGCCUGAAGUUGAUAUUUGGAGUAUUGGUGUCAUGCUCUACAUUCUUCUUUGUGGUGUUCCUCCAUUUUGGGCUGAAUCGGAGCAUGGCAUCUUCAAUGCCAUAUUAAGAGGCCACGUAGAUUUUUCAGCCGAUCCAUGGCCAUCCAUAUCACCAUCAGCUAAAGAUCUUGUGAAGAAAAUGUUGAAUUCUGAUCCCAAGGCCAGGCUCACAGCCCACCAAGUUCUAAAUCAUCCAUGGAUUAAGGAGGAUGGAGAAGCACCUGAUACUCCUCUUGACAAUGCUGUGCUCAACAGGCUCAAACAGUUUAGAGCAAUGAACCAAUUCAAGAAAGCUGCUUUAAGGGUGAUUGCUGGGUGCCUAUCAGAGGAAGAAAUAAUGGGAUUGAAGGAAAUGUUCAAGAACAUGGACACUGAUGGCAGUGGAACCAUUACAAUUGAAGAGCUCAAGCAAGGCCUUGCUAAACAAGGAACCAAGCUUUCUGAACAAGAAGUUAAGCAAUUAAUGGAAGCUGCUGAUGCAGAUGGCAAUGGAACCAUAGAUUAUGACGAGUUCAUCACAGCAACGAUGCAGAUGAACCGAAUGAACAAAGAAGAACAUCUCUACACUGCCUUCCAAUACUUUGAUAAAGAUAACAGCGGGUACAUUACCAUUGAAGAAAUGGAGCAAGCUCUCAAGGACUUCAACAUGCAUGACGGCAGGGACAUCAAAGAAAUCAUCUCAGAAAUUGACUCAGAUCACGAUGGAAGGAUAAACUAUGAAGAGUUUGUAGCAAUGAUGAGAAAAGGGAACCCAGAAGCUAUGACCAAGAAGAGGCGUGAUUCUUCAUAUGUCUGAUCUCUAUAUCAUCAUCACUACAUAUAUUCUUUUAUAAAGUUUUUAGUUGGGGAGAGACUUCCAUUGAGGGAAGCUAUAUGGCAAGAAAGGAUCAUCAUCAUCAUCAAUUCACCAUCAUCGUCUUUACAUACCUUUCAACAUUAUCAUCUGGGAAUGCAUGUUUCAUCACUGAAACAUCUUCCUCCCAAAGUGAAAGAAGGAUCUUUGAUUAUAUAUUCAUGCAUUCAUAUUA
Molecule: messenger RNA, 1867 nt
Organism: Neltuma alba
Lineage: Eukaryota; Viridiplantae; Streptophyta; Magnoliopsida; Fabales; Fabaceae
Product: calcium-dependent protein kinase 17-like
Exons: 9
Coding region: 1-1635 (544 amino acids)
Biological process (GO): protein phosphorylation
Molecular function (GO): ATP binding; protein kinase activity; calcium ion binding
Source: RefSeq, a predicted model, not a curated record